This is a messenger RNA of Amyelois transitella, 3556 nucleotides long. Its product is annotated as activating signal cointegrator 1 complex subunit 2. The record is from RefSeq and is a predicted model, not a curated record. Gene Ontology annotation, molecular function: ubiquitin binding. Bases 175 to 2397 code for a protein of 740 amino acids. Gene Ontology annotation, biological process: regulation of DNA-templated transcription. The transcript has 14 exons. Lineage: Eukaryota; Metazoa; Arthropoda; Insecta; Lepidoptera; Pyralidae.
AGAUGGUAGGCAGUUCAGUCAAGUUAUUAAUUUCUUUUCGUUUCGUCUUCGUCGGCAUAUUUUAUUUCAAAAGAAAUAAAAAGUUUAUUUAUUUUCUGGCUCUAAGCCUUUUAAUAUAUCUAUCAUUCAUAACAAUUAGUAAUCAGCAGCCGUAACUUUUGUAUAACAUUUAAAAUGUCCAAUGAAGAAUUUGUGAAUCCAGAAAGCUUGCCUGUGGAAAAGCUCGUAUUAUCUGUGAGAAAUGCUGGUGUCAUUCAGCAAAUCAAAGCCUUGGACCCCUACUGGGUGGACAAAAGAGAGUUGAUGUUAUAUGAAAGUCCCCCCACCGGAAAUGCAUUAGUGCUGGGUGCAAUCUCAGCAUGGAGGACAAAAAUGAAAAUAUAUUUAGAAGACCUGAAAUGGAUGCUAAGUUUAGAACAUCAUAAAUUUUGGAGCACUGUUCUUUACCAUCCGCAAUGCAUGGACACAUUAGUAUCAUUCCUGCAGGAAGCCAUACCUCCGUACCUACCCCCACAUGACAGUAAAGAUGUACAGAAACUUUAUGAAGAAAUAAGAAGGCUAGUUCUUAUUGUAUUUAGCAGGCUAGUUACGAAUAAAGAAAGCAAAACCAGAUGGAUGAGCAAAGAUCACAUGUCCACAUUACUAUACAACAACUUCAUAUUCACCAUACCGAUCAUAUGGGACAUUUGUUUGACAUAUGCCGUGGACAAUAGCCGGCACGUAUCGAGAUUAGUGGACAGUAUAUUCAUGAUACAGCCGAAGUAUGAAAGCGAUGCGGUAGCCGCUGUGGCGUUUGUUAAUGAGGCCUUCAAAUAUAUAAUAUUGCAAGUAAACAAAGACUACGAUAGCGAAGAACCUCCGAAUUUGCCGGAGACGUUCAACGGUUUCGGAGAAAUACGUCGGCCGUCGAACAACAAACCGACAGACAAACUCACAUUCGAUAUACUGAGAGACCUAGUGAUACAUUUACUGGACACUGCGAUGACGCUAAGGCUGUUUCUAGAAAUGUAUCCGAACGGUGUACGGAUAUUUAGGAAAACUAAUUUUAUAGUUAGUAUAGUCCAAUUGUACGAACACGGUGUACCCCAGCUGUAUGAGAAACUCCAGGAAUUGGGGGACCAGACCAGCGUCACUUGUACCGAAGUGGAGUCUUACAUAGACUCGGCACGAGCUGAACUUAUCGACAUCUUCAGAGAGACUUUAGCGGUCUACAAGAACAGUAUACUGAGCGGAGAAGGCAGCAUACAAUCUCACGUGGAGGAGUACCUCUCAGUGAUAAUGGACGGGUUGUCUGAGAAGCUCCUUAUAAAAGACUAUCACGCGUGUUAUUCAAUACACGAGGAUUUGGAGAUGUUGCGACAGGCUUACCCUGAUAUUGACACAGUAAAAACCGACUUCAUCCUCCAAGCGAUUUACUCCAACAUCGACGAACCAAUACCAGAGACAAUUUCGACCAAUAGCGAGCCAGUGCCCAACGGCCAUCUUGAAACCAUAGACAACCCGGGCCCGUCCACGGACAACGAAAUACCGGACAGUAUUCGAGAACAGUCUUUGAUCAGCGAAGUGAAGGAUAUACUCCCACAUUUGGGAGAUGGGUUCAUUUUGAAAUGUCUAAAACAUUAUGGUUUUAAAUCAGAGAGGGUUAUAAAUAGCAUUUUGGAGGGAAAUUUGGCGGAACCGUUGAAAGGUCUCGACCAGAACAUGCCAAUAAUACCUGAUGACCCCCUGGACCAGCACUUCCUUGCCACUGGUAUUCAGAGACUGAACGUGUUUGACGGAGACGAGUUUGACAUCAUGACAAGAGACGACGUGGCCUUGGACAGGAUGCAUAUCGGGAAGAAGAAGAGUCAUUACAGGGACCUGAAGGACAUGCUGGAUGACAAAAGCACUGUCAAGGAGUUGAAGAAUAAAGACAUAUAUGUCAAGUACAACAUGGUGUGUGACGAGACAGACUUGUACUCGGACGAGUAUGACGACACAUACGACUCCGACGGCGCCGCGCCGCCCGCGCCCGACGCGGAGGAGCCCCGGCGCCCUGUCGUCACGCCCCGGGCGCUGCAGGGCUCCCACGGCAGGAGGCGGGAGGAGGAGUCCGAGUCUGAUGAAGAGGAAGAACCGCAACCCAGCAGUAGCACCAGGAGCCGUAUGGACUUCUGUGCCAACCCAGAGGAGGUGAGGGCGCGGCGGGAAGCCAACAUGAACAUGAGGAGGGGCAAGGGCCAUAGACCACCGCCACCCAGAAACGUCGACGUUGUCGGCAAACCGAAGGGCCAAGGGCAAGAAAAGGAGGUUCUCGCUAAUCGGGAACGCAAAGAGAAGCACAAGUCCUCGCGCGCCAACCACAACCGACGACAGGGCGCUUCGUGGAAGCGGAGUCAGGGAAUGGUGCCCUCUUAGGUGUUAUUGAAGAAAUAUGUCAAUAUAAAAGAAAUACAUAUGUCAAUAUAAAAGAGAUAUGUCAAUAUUUCUUUCCUACAGAGAGUGCAGUCACAGAUUAAAAAAAAAAACAAGAUGGAGUAUAGUGGGCUAAAUAGCAAAAGAUACCACUUAAGUAUCGUAAACGUAUCGCGAUUUGUUCGUUUGUUUUAAGCCCACUGUACAUGAACAUACAAUCUUGAAGCUAAAUCCCUAAAUAAAAGUUCAGAAUGAGAUAAAUUUUGUAAAAAGAGGACCGCGUCCAAUGGCUAAAUAGCAAAAGAUACCACUUAAGUAUCGUAAACGUAUCGAGAUUUGUUCGUUUUGUAUGCGGCCCACUGUACAUACAAUCUUGAAGCCCAAUUCCUAAAUAAAGUUCAGAAUGAGAUUUUUGUAAAAAGAGGACCGCCUCCAAUCGGAAUCCUUCGUUUUUGAGAUCGGUUAAAUUUCUAAAACCUCCAAAGUGUUACAUCCUUUCACUUUCCUGAAGACAGCAUCGAAAUCGGUUCAGCGAAACGCGAGAUAAUCGCUGUCGUACAUACAUACAUACAAACAAACAUACAUACGUACAGGUCAAACUCAGAACCGCCUUUAUUUUUGAAUACGGUUAAAUAUGAUCAUCAAUGAUCUUUUUUCGUACAAUAUCUUCUAAUUAGUCCCAAUAGAAGACAAAUUGUUUGAUUUCCCUCCAUCCCUUUUUAAUUGGUAUAAUUGCAAGUUAAAGUGUUUAAAAAUACAACAAGUUUGUUACUUAAAUAGAUUUGUUUUAUGUUAAUAGACUUAUUUAUUGAAUGUAUUAUUUUAUUUAUAUAUGUAUUUAAUUUAAUGAAACUCGGCCCGACUACGCACAUGUCAUCGCCUAAAAGUCGAAUCGCAAGCUUAGUUAGCGCCUCCCUUAGUCGCCUUUUACGUUAUCCAUGGAAAGAUUUGGAGUGGUCCUAUUCCAAAGUGCUGGGAACCACACGGUUUUGUUAAUUAGAUUUUGUUUUCUGUAAGGCUCGUUCGUGUUUUUCCAUACCACACUUUAUUUAUAUAGAGUUAAGGUAGUUAAUUGUAUAAACUGUGAUCUAUUAUCAUGUGCUUCACCGAUCGUGUUAUUUUCUGUAUCAUUGUUAAGACGAAAUAAAUUGUUUUUUAUUGU